Lepus europaeus (European hare) is the source of this 1138-nucleotide messenger RNA. It is a transcript of the gene DCTN6, whose product is annotated as dynactin subunit 6. Gene Ontology annotation, cellular component: dynactin complex. The record is from RefSeq and is a predicted model, not a curated record. The coding region runs from base 91 to 663 and encodes 190 amino acids. Gene Ontology annotation, molecular function: dynein complex binding. Gene Ontology annotation, biological process: mitotic spindle organization. Lineage: Eukaryota; Metazoa; Chordata; Mammalia; Lagomorpha; Leporidae. The transcript is spliced from 7 exons.
CUGCCAGGCUCUCCAGUCGCGUCUAGAGAUCAUCGAUCUACCCAGGCGGAGCUGUCGACCUCGGCUGCAAGCGGAAUCCCGGGCCGUACCAUGGCGGAGAAGACUCAAAAGAGUGUGAAGAUUGCUCCCGGAGCAGUUGUAUGUGUAGAAAGCGAAAUCCGAGGAGAUGUGACUAUAGGGCCCAGGACGGUGAUCCACCCCAAAGCGCGAAUCAUUGCCGAGGCCGGGCCCAUAGUGAUCGGUGAAGGGAACCUGAUCGAAGAGCAGGCUCUCAUCAUAAACGCCCACCCAGAGAACAUAACCCCAGAUGUGGAAGACCCCGAGCCCAAGCCUAUGGUCAUUGGCACCAAUAAUGUGUUCGAAGUUGGCUGUUAUUCGCAAGCUAUGAAAAUGGGAGAUAACAACGUCAUUGAAUCGAAAGCAUAUGUCGGCAGAAAUGUCAUACUGACAAGUGGUUGCAUCAUUGGGGCUUGUUGCAACCUCAACACUUUUGAAGUCAUCCCGGAGAACACAGUGAUCUACGGUGCAGACUGCCUCCGGAGGGUGCAGACCGAGCGGCCGCAGCCCCAGACACUACAGCUGGAUUUCUUGAUGAAAAUCUUGCCAAAUUACCACCACCUAAAGAAGACUAUGAAAGGAAGCUCAACGCCAGUUAAGAACUAAGACAGUGUGCAUCAUCAACGUUUUUGUCUUUGACAACUGUCUUUUGAAAGGGCCACAGUGUUUGUACACUCUUAGUGGCUCACAGAAUAAUACCUGUUGACUUUAUUUUGUAAAAUUGAGUUCGAAAAGUAAUGGAUUUUUGUUUUAACUGUUGUCUAUAAUUUAUAUAAAGUGCUUUAUUUUCCUAUAUCCUUGCUCCUUUUCAGAAAAUUCACACACUUAGCUUUUCUUUUGCUAUACACAAUGUUGACCACAAAUUUUGGUUAUGUAAAAGACUACCCAUGAUAAAAAAGUAGGGGGUCACGUUGUUUUUGUUUCUAUGCUAGCAUAUACUAAACCAAACAAAAAAUGCUGAUGGCAGGACUUAUAGUGGGAAUACUUUAAUUAGUUUUUUUACUUUCAUUACUCUAACCAAAAAUUGCUGUCUUCAUUUUUAUUGUGUACUAGCUGUAUUAAAAUUUCUGUGUUUACCUUU